Messenger RNA from Chelonoidis abingdonii (Abingdon island giant tortoise), 2008 nucleotides. It is a transcript of the gene WNT9A, whose product is annotated as Wnt family member 9A. Gene Ontology annotation, biological process: cell fate commitment; multicellular organism development; canonical Wnt signaling pathway. Gene Ontology annotation, cellular component: extracellular region. Gene Ontology annotation, molecular function: cytokine activity; frizzled binding. Lineage: Eukaryota; Metazoa; Chordata; Testudines; Testudinidae. The record is from RefSeq and is a predicted model, not a curated record.
ACGAGAUGAUCAGCCCUAGUGCUGCAGCAAAAUGCUGGAUGGACACCUCCUUCUGGGAUGGCUCUCCUCCUGCGCGCUCCUAGUGCUGCUGGGCGGCGCCCCGGGACCCUCCGCCGCCUACUUCGGGCUGACUGGGAAUGAACCUCUGACCAUCCUCCCUCUGACUUCGGAAAUGGAGGAAGCUGCCGUCAAGGCCCAUUACAAAGUGUGCGACCGCCUGAAGCUGGAGAAGAAGCAGCGCAGGAUGUGCAGGCGGGAUCCAGGGGUGGCCGAGACCCUCGUGGAGGCCAUCAGCAUGAGUGCCCUGGAGUGCCAGUACCAGUUCCGCUUUGAACGGUGGAACUGCACCCUCGAGGGGCGCUACAGAGCCAGUCUGCUGAAGAGAGGUUUUAAGGAGACAGCCUUCCUUUAUGCCAUUUCCUCGGCCGGGCUCACCCACGCCAUGGCCAAGGCCUGCAGUGCUGGGCGCAUGGAGCGCUGCACCUGCGACGAGGCCCCCGAUCUAGAAAACCGAGAGGCCUGGCAGUGGGGAGGCUGUGGUGACAACCUCAAGUACAGCAACAAGUUUGUCAAGGAGUUCCUAGGGAAGAAAUCCAACAAGGACCUGCGAGCCAGGGUGGACUUUCACAAUAACCUUGUGGGCAUGAAGGUCAUCAAAGCUGGUGUGGAGACUACUUGUAAGUGCCAUGGUGUGUCCGGAUCCUGCACUGUCCGAACCUGUUGGCGGCAGCUCUCUCCGUUCCAUGAGAUCGGCAAGCAGCUGAAGCAGAAAUAUGAGACGUCACUCAAAGUGGGCAGCACCACGAAUGAAGCCACAGGGGAAGGGGACAUCUCGCCACCCAAGAAAUCCGCCCCUGGCCACAGCGAUCAAAUCCCAAGGACUACAGAUCUUGUCUACAUUGACGAUUCCCCUAGUUUCUGCCUGAUGAGCAGGUAUUCGCCUGGGACUUCAGGAAGGAAAUGUUACAAGGACAAGAACUGCGAGAGCAUUUGCUGCGGCCGAGGUCACAACACACAGAGCAGGGUGGUCACACGGCCGUGCCAGUGCCAGGUUCGCUGGUGCUGCUACGUAGAGUGCAAGCAGUGUACUCAAAGAGAAGAAGUUUAUACCUGCAAAGACUAAUGCAUGCUCUGUCUAAUGGAGAUCCUUGGUGGUGGGAGAUUAUGAUCUGAGAACUACACAUGGAGACAAACAGGGUUUGACUGACAUUCUAGGAUCUGAAAGCUAUGUUGAGACAUAAGCACUUUGUAGGGUACAGGUGACCCAGCUGUGUUGCUUUUUUUGUUUUGUUUUUUUUCUGUAGACUGAAUUUUAACCAUGAGGUCCAAUCGUGUGGAAAUAAGUGCCUGUCACAUUGGGGUUAGGUACCAGUAGACCCUCACCAAAGCCAUCCAUGAACCCAUCAGCUUGAUAGAUCACUCACUUCUCAUGAGGUUUUGAUUAUUUCACCAAUCCUGACUGUCCAGACAGCCAAGCAAAUGAAUGAGAGAAACUGACUUAGGAUCUUUUUGCCUUGAAACUUUGUGGCUCCCUAAAGAUAGGGGGUGGGUUAAGCAUAGAGCACCAAUUGUUCCUCUAGUGGAAUUUCUGCAGAUCUAGCCUAAAAAGCUCUGACAAAGGGCUACCCUCAAAAAUUAGUGUGGUUUUUUUUUUUUUUUGUUUGUUUGUAUUUUUUUGGAUCCAUGGACAUUGCUUCAGCAAUGUUGGGGGUCCCUCCAGCUUGCCAUGCUGCAGACAACAAAGAUUAGGAAGAGUUCAAAGACACCCCUGCCCCCCUUCAGCCUGAUUGGACACUCAUCUUCACAUGUUCGUCAGAUGCAGGUUUUUUUUAGCGUGAUCACUGUCUUAAAUAAAACCACUAGAAGACCUUUCACUUUUUGUUUUGUAUAGGGUUAAUUUCUUUCAUCUCUUGUUGAUUAGAAUCACCCUGUGGCAGCUGCUUCAAAAACCCAAACGAGGGCUCUUUAGCCUUAUCUAGGCUGAAUUCAAAUGUGUAUCUUUUUUUUU